AUGCUCAUUCUUUCUUUCUUUCUUUCUUUCUUCUUCACGACUGCCAUUCUCCUCCUGCUCCUCCUCCUCCUUCACUUCUUUCUGUCUUUCUUUCGUGACCAAGGCAUAAAUGACGUUUUUGUUUCAAUCCUCUUUUUGCUUUUCUUUCUUUCUUCUCCACACAUGAUAAUCUAUGAUCCUUCUUUUUCCUCGUCUUCUUUUUUCUUCACGGCUGCUAUUAUCACAAUCCUUCUUUCUUUCUUUAUUCUGUUGCCAUUCUCCUUCUCUACUUUUUUCUUUCUUUCUUUCUUAUCACAGCUGCCACUGUUUUUUUCUUCUCCUUUUUCCUUCUCGCAGCUAAGAUAUUCCUUGUUUUUCUUUCUUUCUUUCUUCUUCACGACUUCUAUUAUCCUACCCUUCCUUUUUUUCUUUCUUUCUUUCUUUUCACGGCUGCCACUUUUCUUCUUCUCCUCCUUUCUUCUCGCAGAUGAGAUGAUACUUCUUCUUCAACUUCUUUUGUCUUUCUUUCUUUUCACCUUCUUUUUCUCUUCAGGAUUUGAUUUCGAGAGCGAUCUUGUCAUCUAUCGAUACCAUUGGAUUCGAAUCUAUCUAUCUAUCUAUCGAUCUAUCUAUCUAUCUAUCUAUCUAUCUAUCUUAUCCGAUUUAUAA
Molecule: messenger RNA, 648 nt
Organism: Acanthosepion pharaonis
Lineage: Eukaryota; Metazoa; Mollusca; Cephalopoda; Sepiida; Sepiidae
Source: the annotation of a GenBank genome assembly